UUAGGAGCCGCUACGACUGUUUUACGCGUUAGCGGAGGCAGCUUAAUGAUUAAUGAGAAAGAAACCGAAAAAUGCGGGAUUCGCAGCCGUGACCGCGGGAGAGCGGGGAGAAGAGGACCAGCGAAGACGCAGUAAAUAAGAGAGAGCUUGUUCUUUGAGAUUAAGUUGUUGGCUUCACUGGAACCCUGCUAUGAUGCCCGAAGUGCGAGACCUGUCCGACGCCCUGCCGGAGCUGCCCAUGGACCCCAUCACUGGCGUCGGGGUGGUGGCCUCACGGAGCAAGGCACCCUCUGGCUAUGACGUGGUUUCACAAACAACAGAUGGCCUCGAUGCUGACUUGUGGAAGGAUGGCUUGUUUAAAUCCAAGGUCACACGCUAUCUCUGCUUCACACGAAUGUUCUCCAAAGAAAACAGCCAUCUUGGCAACGUGCUUGUGGACAUGAAGCUCAUCGACAUGAAGGACACCCUGCCUGUGGGCUUCAUCCCUAUUCAAGAAACAGUGGACACACAGGAACAAGCGUUCAGGAAGAGGCGGCUUUGCAUCAAGUUCAUCCCUCGCGACUCCACCGAGGCAGCCAUCUGUGACAUCCGUAUUAUUGGCAGGUCCAAGCAAGCCCCUCCCCAAUACACGUUCAUUGGGGAGCUGAACAACAUGGGGAUCUGGUACCGCAUGGGCAAGGUUCCCAGAACCCAGGAACCGGUCCCAAACCAGACUGCUGUCACGGUCACCUCUACCGCCACACCUACACCAGUAGCCCCGCCUAACCCCACCAGGCACAUCUCCAUGACACUUCCGGCCAACUUCACACGGAAGAAUGCCACCCGGCCCGAUUACGAGCACCAGAACUCAAACCUGUACGCCAUCUCAGCAAUGGACGGAGUACCUUUCAUGAUCUCCGAGAAGUUUGCCUCUGCUACCGGCAAUCUGCAACAAGUUGACCUGAUGGGCAUCACGAUCAAGUCUCUGGCAGAUAUCGAGAAGGAGUACGAGUACAGCUUCCGCACAGAGCACAGCGCUGCUGCCCGUCUGCCGCCGAGCCCUACUCGCUCCCCACUCAGCUCCGAGUCCUGAAUGGGCGAGAUUGGGUCGGGGGGCAUACCACUACUAUGAUCACUACUGAGGAAGAGGAGCAGGAGGACCCUUCCCUUCACCAGCCCCAUCGUCAUCCUCGAACCACCAGUCAGCUUCACUCCCCUUUUUCGUUUCGAUAUUGGAAAAAGGGAAAAAAAUCAACUUUUCCAAUGGACUUCUGUUUUCUUCUCGCUCUUUGAACACUUCUAGAGCACUGUGUCCGUGUGUGUAUGGCAGCUCAACACAGAGCGAAAAAAAGACGGGCACUAAGAGAGUGUGUGUGUGACAGAAAGAGUCCCCGAAGGGAUCCAGGAGCCAUGAAUACACGCAUGUCUCGCCUGAGCCAAGACUCGACCUCUUUGUGUACAGAUGUGUGUCGCUGCUGUAAAGAAGGGAGGAGGAGAGAAUCCUGCUGUGGUGGAUGCUUCCUCAAGACUCAGCUGAGUCCAUGCCAUUGGCACGGAACUCACCAUCCCUGUGUGUCCCCGUUUUAAAAAGGAGGACUUGCUUUUCCCAGCAUCCUCUGUGUGAGACCACAUAGCAGCCCACUCCACAUCCAUAGAGACUCAGUGAUGUCCUCGAUGUCCACCAGGUUUCCUGGCCUCAUGCCACUGUAUGGAUAAGUACCAUCCCCCAUCAUCUGGACAGUGUGAAGCACCAUGUAUGGUGCUGCUUGGUGACCAGCUCUGGGUCUGAGGUUUGCUUACAUCGGCCCCCUGUUUAACCUUUAGCCCUCUGAGGAGCCACUAUAAAUGCCCCCCAUCCUCACGUUAUAGGGUUAUGGAAUAUGGAAUGUUUUUGUUUUUAAUUUGUUUAACUUUGAGUGCACUGCUUUGGAAUUACAGUUUUAAUGUUUGAUAUCAAACUAGUCCUCAUAGCUGUUCUGUUCCCUCCUUUAGUGAUUAGCAGCAAAGGAGUCCUGGGGGGGUCAGUGUCCCACAGUGGCCACCGGGGGCAUAGCGGCUGCAGAAGCAUGCCCUUGCCGACACAGACUUUUUCCUCCCUGCUUUGUCAAAUGUGAAAGGGUGUUUCAUGGGAUGCUUCUUGGGUGCAACAUUUAUCUUGUGUGACAUUUCAGACCUCCUGAGGUUCAGUUGCUCGUCUUUAUUGUUCCUACAUUUUUAUAUUUAAUAUCCACACCACGUUUAUCAAAGCGGCAGCUCAAGAAGCCUUGGAGGACGGCAUAUCAGCAGUGUGAACGAAAUUUUCUCAUGAGUUUGGUCGUCUUGUUUAAAAUAAGCAGAUGGUUCAUGUUUCACUGGUUUUACCCACGGGUUUUAACAUGUGGGAGUACAUCUCUUACUGAGAAUCUCUGCGAACAGAGUACUAAUAUUGCAGCACUUGCUGCUUUUUACUGACAAAAUUAGUGUUGAGAGUCUCAUCUGAUUCUGAAGUGUUUAUAAGUCUGGUAUUUACCACAGUGAAAUGCACUAACCUUAAUGCAGCUCUCUGUUAUAGGGCACUGAGGGACUGAGGCCAGCACCCGUGGUAGCGCCCUUCUCCACCACACUGUUUAGAGUCCACUUUAACAACUGUUACCUCCUACUGUACCCACUAGUGUGUUUUCAUCCAGGCCCAAUUCUAGUAGACAGAUGCUGAGUGGAUGGGCAUGUUUUUUCCACUAUGCCCUGAACGAGUCCCUGUUUUCAGAUUCUGCCCGAUCGAAACACUGCCGCCGCUCACCAAGGUAACACGCAGGACCUCUGGUUGUUGAGCAUCUUGGGCUCAGAGCCUUACGCCUUCCGUCCUGCCUCAUAACACCUUUCUGGUGCUUUCAUAACAGCAGAACAUUUGUGUAGAAAGUCCUUUGAGCCUUAUGCUAAACUUUGGCCUGUUAUAUGUUUCUGAUCACUGUCCCAUUGGUUUUUUCCCCCAAAUGUAAAACUUUUUGUCAGCUGUCAAAUUUAUAACAUUGUUUUAAAUUAUCAUGUCAGGAUAUUUUGAACGUAAGCCAUUCCUCAACUCCAAAUUUGAUUUGUAUAUGAGCUUACUUCUGUAUUCUUUGUUUAUGAUUACUGUGAGGCUGAGCAGAGGUUUUGAGAGAGAGAUCAUAUUUGAUUAAAAACGAUAACUCCAUAUCGAGUCUAUGGGGACUGUUAGCCACUCGUGUGACUGUGAAAAGUGCACUGAAGGAGGACAGAGGUGAGCAGUAUGGUGUCUCCAUCCAACUGCCAAGUGUGAUACCCUCCAGUGAUUCCCUGAGGCAGUUGACAGUGUGUUUCUUACUCAUGCAGCUGUGAAGGAGGAUACUGUUUGCUGUCAGCGUGCACAUAAAGACACACACCCAUUCUUCUUCUUUUUUUUUUUUUUUUUUUAACUGUCCACUGCUGUGUUCCAAACAAUAUUGUAAUGAAAGGGUUUUUUUUUUUCUUUGUAAAGGCUACUUUUCUGUUCUUUGUGCUGUUACUUGGUUGUACAAAGCAGUCCCAUUGGCUGGAGUAGUCUACAGAAAGGGUGGUGUCGCACCUGCACAUACCUGGAUACAACUAUGCAUACUGGGGUGCAUAGUUGGAUGGAUGCAUCUAAUCUUCUAGGUUCCUCCUCUUCUCAAAAAGGGAAGUGUUUCAUGUGACGUACAAACAGGACUGACUGUGUGUUCCCAAGGGGGACACACGCAGCGCGCACUCAUUUGCCAGCCACUUGUGAUGUAACAGCUCCUGUGGCUUAUUACUAAUAUUUUCCAUAUUUCCUCCUUUUUAUAUGUUCCUUUUUGGGGGUCAUGCCUCUAGUGGAGUCUGUUUAAUAGUUCUUGUGUAAACUUUCUGGGGUUGCUCCUGUCAGCGCCACCCUGGUGGCUGCUGUAAACCCUACGCUGCCAACCACUUUCUUGGGCUGGGAUCAUCCAUGUGCGCGCACUGAUGUGGGCUUGGUGCCAUGGUGACAGCCUCCCUCCCGGGGAAUGUUACCCUUUUUAAAAUAUUUUUAAUGUCAUGGGGAACAGCAAAACAGCUUUUUUCGCUCCAUCCUUUCCGCAGUAAAAGUGUAGAGUUUAAUCCCUGAGUUUCUUCAGAAGGUGUGAGUCAGGCGUGUGUGAGGACUCUGAGUAUGGGUGCAGAUUCAAACCACAGUCUUCUCCUUCCUGUCCUCCUUAGAGCAGUACCCAGCCCAUCAGCGGAGAUGCUCAGUUGUAGGCUAUUUGCCACAGAGUGCUUCUGUGGGGUGGAGAGGCGUUUGACCAACUUUGACCUUUUUACGUACCCAUAAUACUCAGUAUUUUAUGCCAGAAAUCAAAUCAUGUUUAUAUAUUUGGUGUAAUGUUGCCUUGGUUGUGUUUAGUCUGGUUUAGUCAUGUUUCGUGCCUGUUUACCAUACAUUAGUUUUCUUACCGUAAGAAGGAGCUGCUUGGUCUGUUAAAUUUGAGAAAACCACUAUUUUGUUGGUGUCCAGGUCAUUACAGAAGACUUACUUGUGUCCCUCCACCUGUAGCCCACCUUGAAUGCAGUGCCUUGGCAGCAGGGGUGUUUGCACAAGUGGAAGCUGCUGGCAGGCUCACUUUCAGGUUCUCUUUUCUCCCCCACCUCGCUGAAACCUGUGUGAGGUGAGCGCCAGAUGGACGUUCUCUGCUGGCGUUAACAGGCGCCACCCUCGUCAUCCUCUGAGUGAAACCGAAACAGUGUGCUUGCUUGUUUGUGUGUGUAUGUGUGUUUGUUUUUGGUCCUCGUCUUGUGAUAAGUGCAACGUGCUGUCCUGUAAAUAUAGCUUGUAAGAUGGUGUGACCUCUGACCUGGCCGUCCGCUCUCGGAGCACGCAUGUUGCCAGAGCUGCCAAAAUAGACACCGCUGGGACUGUUGUGAUCGCACAUCGAACAAACGAGAGCAGCAGGAUGGGUUUGCACAUUCCUGCAGCGAGGAACUGUACAUAAACCAUCAGUGUGAUUAAAAACAUCUAGCUGUUGUAACAUUUUUGUAUUUAUUUUAGAAUCUGUUCUUAUAUUUUACAAAGGGACAUAUCAUCAUGUGAU
Molecule: messenger RNA, 5033 nt
Organism: Scleropages formosus (Asian bonytongue)
Lineage: Eukaryota; Metazoa; Chordata; Actinopteri; Osteoglossiformes; Osteoglossidae
Gene: mvb12ba
Product: multivesicular body subunit 12Ba
Exons: 10
Coding region: 191-1072 (293 amino acids)
Biological process (GO): viral budding; regulation of epidermal growth factor receptor signaling pathway; virus maturation
Cellular component (GO): late endosome; ESCRT I complex
Source: RefSeq, a predicted model, not a curated record